AUGUCUUUCCAUACUCCUAACUCCAAAUGCAGGACCACCAUUCCUGGCCUAGGGACUUUGGAUGGUCUGCAGUAUGCCAAUGGCGUACAACAAUUCUGCGGUAUUCCUUACGCAAAUCUGCCAAAGCGCUGGACACGAUCAGCUCUCAAAACUUUGUGGAAUGACGGCCAUCACGAUGGAACAAAGCUAGGAAAUGACUGCCCGAUGCCAGGUCUAGUCGACGGCGACAAUUCAAGUGACCUAGUUCCUGUUCCUCCUGCUGCACAUUUGCAUUGGCCUCCACCUGUGAACGAGCUAUCCGGCUUGGUCAUGAAUAUCGUCAUUCCGCGUGCCUUUGACACUACCAGCAAGCUUCUCCCUGUCUUCGUCUAUGUCCACGGCGGAUCGUUGCUUUAUGGUGGUGCAAACCUUCCCAUUUUUGACGCUGUCAAUCUCGUGUCAAGGAGCAUCGAGAUUGGUCUUCCAAUCAUAUGCGUCAACUUCAAUUACCGAAUUGGAAUCGGCGGAUUUCUUGCUGGCGAAGCUAUUGCACGAGAGCUGCAGCAGGACGGCUAUGCAGGCAGUGGCAACUUUGGCUUCACGGAUCAAAAGGUCGCCUUUGACUGGGUGCAACAGUAUAUCGAGUACUUUGGUGGUGAUGCUGAGAAAGUGACUGCGGUAGGCGAGUCUGCUGGAGGAAUUUCCAUCAGCAAUCAACUCCAAGCAGCGCAGCCUGCUAUCUUCCACCGUGCUGUCUGCAUGUCUGGACUGUCUGCAGCUAUCCCUCCGUGGACCAUGCAGCAGCAUGAUAUUUUCUUUGCAGCUGUGUGUCGUCAUUUCAAGAUCGAUCCCACAGCUCUCGAUGUGCUGGAUCAACUCCGGGCUAUACCUCAGCAAGAACUUGCAGAUGCAACACCCGAAAUCCAAGGCAUUCCUGCAGGAACUGGAAAUCCAUGUCUUGAUGGCUGGUUCUAUCUACCCGAAUCAGACCCACGAGGUGUCACUGCGCCGCCAUCGUGGUUGAAGGGAUACAUGUUUGGUGACGUUUACCACGAGGGCAUCAUUUUCCACGUUAACUUACUUGAAGAUGAAUAUGACUCAAUUCAACGCGUCAUUAAUUCUCAUAUCGAGAACGAGUCUUUGACUGGUCAAAUUCUCGAGGCUUAUGAGAUCACCGCCGACCUGCCACAACCAGAGCUUCUUGAGAAAGUGGAGCACAUGUGUGGGGAUUUCAUCUUCAAGAUACCAAACUAUGCCCUGGCAAAGGAGUGUACCAAGGACAGGCUGCCGGAGGGAAAAGCUCCGUUUUUGUAUCAUUUUGACCAGCGGUCUCGUCUCCCUAAUACGCUAGAAGGGACGGCAUAUCAUGCACAUGAGUUGCUUUACCUCUUCGAAAACCUGACAGGAGAGAUGAAUGAUGAGGAAAGGAAGAUGGCACGGGAGUUUUCUGCAGCUUGGAUCAAAUUUGCAAAUGGGCUUGAGCCUUGGAGGGCAAAUGAUUCAACAUCUUGGAUGGUUUGGGGACAGGAUAAUAAGGUCGAGUUGAAGACUGAAACCGAGGAUCAAGAUGCUCGGAACUAUGCUCGCAUGAACAGGAUUCUCCAAUUGGAUGAAGGAAAGGCAUGGCAAAAGGCACUCUCUGGAAUUGAUUCAUUGGUUAAUAGAAGGUGGAAGUUGUGGUAA
Penicillium subrubescens is the source of this 1662-nucleotide messenger RNA. RefSeq lists its product as uncharacterized. Bases 1 to 1662 code for a protein of 553 amino acids. NCBI's taxonomy places the organism in Eukaryota, Fungi, Ascomycota, Eurotiomycetes, Eurotiales, Aspergillaceae. The record is from RefSeq and is a predicted model, not a curated record. The transcript is spliced from 2 exons.